UUUAAAUCUCAACAAUACCAAAGUAAUGGUAGCUCUUUCUCUCUGUUUGCUUACAGGGAAAAAGAAGUUACCAUUCUGUUCAAUCUCUCGCUUAAUUCAAGCAACUUCCAAGUUUCAUCCUCUCCUUUCUCUCUGUGUGUGUGCUUUUUUGAAUCCAAAUCUCUUUUAUCUUUACAUCGAAUUCAUUUCCAACUCGUUUUCUGGUCUUUUCCCCUUAGCAUCGGAUCUGGGUUCUUCUUGCUUUCUUUUCCAAGAUUUCAGGACUGGGAAUUUAGAUUCCGGAGUGUGUUCCAUGGAUGAAAUGGCUUCUAGGUUUACAGAUUUAGAACUCGGCCUUGAAAAUGAAGUCACAACUGUCGGACAACUGUUGCUUGCUAAGGUCGUGGAAGGCGGUUCUACCGAGGGGUCGGAUAAUAGAGCGUCUUUGUCCGGCGGCGCUUCAAAUUCCGGUAGGGUUAAUGCAGAGAAUUCGCAGUCCAUGAAGAGCAUGGAUGUGAAGGGACAAGAUAGUAAAGAUGUUAAGCAGAAUAUGUUAGUGAAGGAGAAGCUUAAAAGCUUGGGUCAUAAGAAACCUUCUAAACCUCCUAGGCCACCAAGAGCCCCAUCGUUGGAUGCAGCUGACCUUAAACUAAUUAGGGAGAUUGCAGAACUCGCAAAGCUGAAGCGUGCGAGGAUCGAACGGAUGAAAGCCUUGAAGAAAUCGAACGCUGCUAGUGCCGCCAAGCCAACAUCUUCUAGCAGCAGCAACAUGUUUGCCAUGGUGUUUACUGUCAUUUUUUGUCUUGUCAUACUGUUUCAAGGAAUGUCGCCCGGAGGCACACCGACAAGUUACCAAGGAUCUCCGUUGCCAGCUGCGGCAGUAGAGGGGAGUCCAAAUUCACUCCAGCUCUCGGGGAAUUUAUCCGCAAGCUUUCGAGAUCAAGCUCAUUCCGCAUCUCCCUAUCGAGCAGGUUGCGGGUUUAGAAGCGAAGGAAUUGCCACAGUAGGAGAAGAAGGACGAGGAAUCGAAGAAGAAUUGGGGAUGGGGAGGCAAAGGUUAGGGAUUGAAAGAAGGAAUUGGGGAUUGAAUCAGCCCGCACGUGAGAGGCAUGGAGAAAAUUAACCUUCAACUGACCCAGACGCUAUGCGAGUCAGCCCAGACUUGGAAGACCAUUACCUACUUAAGAGAAACAGAAUCGGUUAGCAAGGACAACAACCUGGCCAUCUUAGAUUCUCAGUACUAUUGUAAACAAAUAAAACCAGUACCUUGUAUAGAAUCAGCUAUGCCUAUUUUGAAUGAAAUUAUUCUCUUCUUCAA
Messenger RNA from Hibiscus syriacus, 1297 nucleotides. RefSeq lists its product as uncharacterized. Lineage: Eukaryota; Viridiplantae; Streptophyta; Magnoliopsida; Malvales; Malvaceae. The record is from RefSeq and is a predicted model, not a curated record. The transcript is spliced from 4 exons. Bases 26 to 1102 code for a protein of 358 amino acids.